AUGGCUGCUGGCCUGCCACGAGCGCUGGCAGCCCACGCUGGGCACACGGCUGUGCCGGCACCUCGGGGCGCUCAGGAGCAGCUGCGAGUCGGGCCGCGUCGUGGCACUGCAGUGCUCAGGUGGGUUCCCCCUUCUUUGCAUACCUGUGACCUCCACCCCUCGUGCCCACUGAGCUCCGGCCCUGCCACAGCCUGCGGGCAGCGCCCGGCACCCGGGGGCCGCGUGGUGGGGGGCAUGGAUGCUGCCCCCGGGCGCUGGCCCUGGCAGGUGAGCAUCCGCCACGGCUCCCAGCACCGCUGCGGUGGCUCCGUGCUGGCACCGCGCUGGAUCGUCACCGCCGCCCAUUGCGUGCACAGCUACCGGUGGCAGAGAGCAUCGGGCUGGACGGUGCAUGCUGGUGUCGCCCAUGGCUCGGCCACGCAGGAGGCCAGGGUGCCGGUGGAGAGAAUUAUUUCUCAUCCGCUGUACAACGAUAACAGCAUGGACUACGACAUCGCUCUGAUGAAGCUGCGAGUUCCCUUGAAUUUCUCAGACGCCAUUGGAGCUCUGUGCCUGCUGCCCUCCCACCAGGACCUGCUCCCAGGCACGCCGUGCUGGGUCUCGGGCUGGGGCUACACCAGGCCUGACCAAGCACAGCUCACCGAGACGCUGAAGGAAGCCCUGGUGCCGUUGAUCAGCACCCAGAGGUGCAACAGCUCGUGUAUGUAUGCAGGAGAGCUCACGGCCAGGAUGCUGUGCGCCGGGUACCAGCAGGGGAAGAUCGAUACCUGCCAGGGUGACAGCGGGGGCGCCCUGGUGUGCCAGGAUGAGCUGGCGUGGCGCCUGGUGGGCAUCGUCAGCUGGGGCCGGGGCUGUGCUGAGCCAAACCGCCCGGGGGUUUACACCAACGUGCCUCAGCUUCUGCCCUGGAUUUAUGGCGUCACUGAGAUCUACUAGAAGCAAGGGGAAACCUCCCGCAUCAACGCACGGCCCAUUGCACGUCUGAGUGAAGAAAAGCCCAGGGCUAAUUCCCACUGUUCCUAUGACCCCCAAAGGAACGGCCCCAGGCACCAGCAGAACACGAGGCCGGUGUAAACAGUUUAUUAAAGAAAAUAGCAAAUUGCAUUUCUGUGAACGAUGCCCACGGGAGAAGCGGCGUUUGGUUUUUUGCUGAGUGCUGUGUGUGAAAGGACAAGGACGCCCCAGGAGAUGAGUGGUGUGGGAACGUUGUGAGCCCUUGGCUGCGAGAGGGGAAGGGGGGAAAUAAUACACAAGACAAAAGGAAAAGCUGGAGGUCCAAGUGAUGCCUGCCAUCCCUGCUGCCUUCCUGCAGGCUGGAUGCGGCGUGAGCUGCUGAGUUCUGCACCCAUGGUCAGGAAUGCAAAGAGAAUUCAGAUCAAAGCCCAAAUGAAAAGGAUCCACUGGUAUUAAAAUAUUCAGCUCUCAAGGACUGAAACUUUUGUCUGCAAGCAUUACAUGGUAGGAAAUAGUUUUUGUGCAAAGAGGUACGUUGUGGCCUCGGGGCUGUGGUUCAACAGCAGCUACGGAUGAGUUUUCCAAUUAAAAUAAACACGUAUUUCUCAAAGCCUUCUGCAAAGUAAAGGACAAUGCUGUGAGUGCACACUUAAUUCCCUUCUUGUGUUAUCCACGUUUAUCUCAUUCUUAAAGGACAGAAAAAUUACUACUGCAAAGACAACAGAUGCCAGACCUACUGCUUCAUCAGCAGAAGGGGAAAGGAAGGAGCAGAACUGGCUUUCAUAGCUGGCAGUGAGACUGAAGACAGAAAGUCAGGUUUAAGAUAUUUGCUGUGAGAAAUCAAGCACGAGGAAUUUUGCCACUUGUGCAAAACGCUCUGACCCGGUAAACAGCUGACAAGGAAUGAGGUCUCCUCUUCCCCACCUCCAGUUUCACCCCUUCAAGGUCUGCUCUGCAGGGAAACCUGAGCAGAACAGGUGGGGAAGAGCAGAAUUUGGCACCUGAGCAUUCUUAGGAGACCAAAUGCUACCAUCAACGUGGGUUUCAUCUGUAUUUGCAGGGACAGAUGAGGUAAGAGACAAAGGGGCUGCAUGGCCCCUGCUGUAAAACUGUAGGUAAGAAAGAUUGAUGGGUGAGAAACAGAAAUCCCUCCAUAGGCCCCUGAGGCAAACAAGCUUGAGAUGACGUACAGCACCUGCAUGACAGCCCCACCUGCAGCACUGCUCAUUCUCACUAGGAGAAGCUGGAGAGAGGACUUAUUGCCUACGCUGGGCUUACAGAAAUGCAAGAGGAUGGGAUUUAGCAAACACCACAGAAAGCACCUCUUCUUUAGCAGGACUGCACACCCACCAGCUCAAAGCAAAACCCAGGACCUGUGCAUAAUGCCUCCAGGGAGGAAAUGGCACUUUCAAGCCCAAAUUCCACCUGCCUGGCAGAUGGAGCAGAAGCAGUUAGUGUCCAUGUGCUAUUCACCUUUGAUUUCCUGGUCUGAGACUCACAGAGCCAAACCAUUUGCCCUAAACACAGGGAGGAAAUACAGGAAACCUCUCCCUCAGUCAAGCCCCCAGGAAGCACACACCCAAUGCUAUGCUUUUAUAGUCCAGUACAAGAAAGGUCAAAUCUGAAAGAAAUAGAUCAAAGAUUCAGUUCGCUGUCCUUUAUCAGAAGAUGCAACAUGUAGGAGGUAGCAGAGCUACUUGAUCUUGGCCAGUGCUGCUGCUCUCCUUUCUGUGUUCUGGAACAAGGCUCGGAUCAGACCCUUCACUUCUGCUGGGGAGAACUCAGCUGCAAGAGGUCCCUUCCCAUCUGCCCACCUACAAGGGAGAAAGAGCUUUGGUUAACAAAACUGCAUGGUAACCUCACACUGAAACAAACCUCUGGGGCUUUCACAGAGUCACAACAGUUCUCCAAUUCCUGUGAUGAAUGGUUAAAGCAGAUUGAAACGCAUCAAGCAUUUACAAGCAUGGAACAGUGCUAAGCCUGGAAGCAAAACAAGUUGGUUGCCUAUUAGCUGCACGCAACCUGAGUCCAGAAUUACUUAAUUAGGUAUUUAAAGCAGACUUCUCAGUUGAGCCUGCAGAUACCUACUGAUCUACUAUUUCUUGGAGGUUGGCCUGCAGGAUGAUCAUCAGCUCUUUGAAUGUCAUCCACUUCUGCACGUAGACUGGAACCUCCU
Messenger RNA from Centrocercus urophasianus (Greater sage-grouse), 3130 nucleotides. RefSeq names its product transmembrane serine protease 5 (gene TMPRSS5). The transcript is spliced from 7 exons. NCBI's taxonomy places the organism in Eukaryota, Metazoa, Chordata, Aves, Galliformes, Phasianidae. The coding region runs from base 1 to 936 and encodes 311 amino acids. Gene Ontology annotation, biological process: proteolysis. The record is from RefSeq and is a predicted model, not a curated record. Gene Ontology annotation, molecular function: serine-type endopeptidase activity.